This is a messenger RNA of Marchantia polymorpha subsp. ruderalis, 2088 nucleotides long. Lineage: Eukaryota; Viridiplantae; Streptophyta; Marchantiopsida; Marchantiales; Marchantiaceae. The record is from the annotation of a GenBank genome assembly.
AGAAAUUUACAUUUGAACUAUGAGAAGAUUUUUCCACUAGUGUAUUGUGGCUGGUCAAGUGAGUUAAAUAACUCAUAGAGCAAUUUCGUGGACGUCAUCCCGAUCGUCUCAUUGAUCUCAGUUCAUUGCAUGUUGAGCAGAAGUAUCAAGAAGUUUUAGCAUUAGUAACUAGUGAAUGCAUAUGUAUGGUAAGUAUUUAUUUGAAGCUAAUUUUCAAACACGCAUUCCAUCACAAUGACAUGAGAAACGAUUUACUCAGCAUCAACUAACUGCUAAUUCAGUGGGUUUGAAACUCACUGAAUUACAGACGCUCUGUGGUAGGUGCGUGAUCCUUUGCCUCUUGUGUCGAAUUGUUGCUAUGCACAGACACAGCCUUUCGUAUGAAAGUUCAGCAAAAGACAAGUCAGUAAGUCGUUGUCUCGUUGCACUGUAAGUAUUUCAUUCAGUCCAACAUCUAUACUUCAGGAAAACUUCCUUGUUGAACCAAAUACUUUUAUACUUGUUCAUGAUUUCAUCUUGACACUGUUGAAUCACAACUUCCAUCAAAAUUUUUUUUUAAUUGCAUUGCUAAGCAGUGAAAUUACUCUCGUACUAUCUUGUUGUCACAAGAUACCGCACUUCAUGCCUUAGUGAAGGACGGUUUGAUCUUCAGGAGAGAUGAUGCAGUGCUGAUGUAUUUGAGCCCACGUCGUGGUGGAAGUAUAUCCGUCGAGGUGGUCGAAUCCGAGGCCAGGUGAGAAUCUUCCUCGUCAUGUUUAGAAAUGUGUGUUGUAGCGAGAACAUGAACCUUGGCCAUAUCUUCUACCAUCCAAAGAAUUUUUCCUGUUUGAUCCAGUCUCCCUCAUGAUUAUUUGGCUUCACUCCUUUACGCGUAGUCGUCAUCAUCAUCAUCAUGAACAUUCGGAGCUCAAGCUAUGAGAAAUCAAGGUUCCGCGAGUAGUUUAUAACCUCAAAAACGCUCCACGGUGCGCAGGCACAUCUUCCUGUCGCCUGCGGACUUUUUCUACAUCGUAAACAAUCUAAUUUUAUCAAAUGUGGACCUUCACACUUCCAAAAUGCACCUUUACAGAUAUCAAUUGUGUCCUCGAUCUAAGCUUCCAUCGACCCUUCUCGUUUACGUUCACGGAUUUGGCAUUGUCUCAUUCGCAUGAUCGAUGUAGCUUGUGAGGUUGAGAGUUUCAUCGUCGUGCCCUGAUUGGCAUUUCUUGAGCUUCGGAGAAGAUGCUCGUCAUGGUCCUCGUCAACAACGUGUCAUGGAGUCAAGCUUUUUCAUGUGCAUGGAGUCCAGACUGUUUUCUCGUGAAGCCAAACGCGCGACUCCUUCGACUAUAUCAGAAUGUCGGAGCUCGCAACAGGUGAGGACAAGCGACCAAGCAGGUUAGAUUCGCAGGCUCAGUGGACCCGAGGAGCCGGCUCGGUCGAUGGGGUGGGACGGGAGACACAUCUUGCUUGCAUAUUGCUGAAAGUUGGACGUUGUUUGCACUCAUGGACCCCUCGAUGACGAUUGUUGUGACCCGCAAGGAAAAGCUCGGCACCAUGGCCGUAGCGCAAAAUCUGCUCGUUGGAGGGGAACAAAGUGGACAAAUUUCUGUCUCAGGAAUUGCCCACGACGGCAAAUCGAACCUGCUCUUGCCCGCAAGUUCAGUCAGCGCUUUCGAAAAGGCUUCCAUGGAGUUCCACAGCGUUUCUGGAGCUUCCAUGGCGUUCCACAGAAUUUUCCAGCUUUAGCACAUUGUACAUCUGCCCUAACCAUGGACGAGUGAGGGCAGCUCAUGAGUGAGUGCGUGCAGUCCAUCCAUCCAUACGGAGCCAUGUCGAGGGUGCAAGCAAUCUUUGCCUGAUCGUAAGAAAAAGGCUCGAUACAAAAUAAUUUCUGCUUUCUGGAAUUUUACUCGAUGGAAGAUCUUGCCCAUCAUCUGGAACAGCCAAUGUGACGAGAAGUCAAUAAUCUUUGAACUGCAUGAGUUUGAUCGAAGGUGCUUGUGAUUGAAGUCCAUGAAUGUCCAUAUUCCAAGGGACGUAUGCUAAUCAGAUUUGUUGUCCAUUGUUUUUGCAACUUCAUUCCAUUCUUAUAUAUACACAGUUACC